Postia placenta MAD-698-R-SB12 is the source of this 1461-nucleotide messenger RNA. RefSeq lists its product as hypothetical. The transcript is spliced from 5 exons. NCBI's taxonomy places the organism in Eukaryota, Fungi, Basidiomycota, Agaricomycetes, Polyporales, Adustoporiaceae. Bases 77 to 1243 code for a protein of 388 amino acids. The record is from RefSeq and is a predicted model, not a curated record.
CCCGACGACUACUUUAGCAGGCUCCAAUCCUGCAAAGCUAAACUGGCAAGUGAAGCAUCGACGGGGGUCUGCGCUCAUGCUGACCAUGGUGGACACGAACGGUAGUACAGGUGGGGUUUCCCCACAUUUGUUCAAUGUCACUGCCGGUAAUGACACUUCAUGUCUUCCAUCUGCACCUGCGUCCAGCAUAGCCCACAUCACCCCCAACGUGACAGGCUCGGUCUUUACAUGCGAACCCUGGGGCCUUACGCUCUCUAACGGGACGCAGCCAUACAGCGUUGUGAUUGCCGCAUUGGACUCGCCUCUCAUCACGAAUAUCUCCGUGCCCCAAGGCUACGAUGUGUUCACGUAUAUCAACCGAGCGAAUCCAAAUGGCCAAAUGCUGGCGGCGGUCGUUGACGCAGAAGGCCAGUGGGGUUACGCGACGCAAGUUGUGAACACCGCAGGCAACGCUAACACGACAUGUGUUGGCCUAGUCUCGAGCUUUGAUACCACUGCCGAGAUUGUCGCUCAAGCUGCAGCCAGAGCUCAUGCUGCUGCAGAGGCUGCCAAACGUCGGCGGACAGACAUCAUUGUUGGUGUCGUUGUUGGUGUGUGUGGCCUUCUCAUCAUCGCCGGAGCAGCUGCAUGGUGGUGGUGGAGGCGGGGAAAGGCACGGGAGGACGGGACCUGGGAUCAUCAAGACACACUUGCCCGCGCAUGGGACGCACAGGACUCAACCGUAGCCGAGGUGCCCCGAGCAAGAGAGUAUCGGCGCGUAAAGACGUUCUCGCAGGACAUGCCGCCCAUGACCUCGACAGGCAGCCCGGCAUAUACGCCUCUGUUGACACAGCCAGUGGACGCCGCGAACGAGCACACCGGCUCCCGCCCAAUACCGCAGCCAUCGCCUCCUGCAACUCCGCCGCCGGACCGCUCGCGCAGACGACGCAAGGGACAAAAAGCGCCCCGAUAUACCACUAACGCAAGUUCGUCCUCGGCGUGGUCGGAGUCGAGUCCGGGGCUAUCCCGCACGCCUCAGCUCCCUCCGCUGACAUUCUCCCAACCGCUCUCAGUGCCGGCACUUCAGGCGUCAUCGCCACAGAUGUCGACACAACGAAGUCGAUCAUUCAUGCUCAGCCCGUCGAUACUUGACCCCGACGUGCAGCCGGAUAUCAUCAUCCAGCACCGAGACGGCGGGAUCGUCCAUGAAUUACCCCCGCCAUACUUGGAUCGCUACGACGCUAUGUCUCCCGAGAGUGGAUGAUAUCCACCUUUUCUGUGGGUUGGGCUAAGGUUUGUGAGGCUCUGGUCAUUCUCAUUCACGCGUGUGUGUGAUGGACACGUUACGUUUGUCGAUUCUCAUGUGGGCUCGUGCGCUUUUGCCACCCGGUAAUGUUCGGUACACACGCUCUCUAUCGUUCGUGAUUAAUAGUUUUAUAUGUAACACCUGCCAGCUAGUGCUAUAGUAUAUAUUCUCUAAGG